GUUGACAUCUUGCAAGUUGACGCAAUGCAAGGUUGACGACGGAGUUGCGUUUCGCCAUUUGUCUACCUCAACUUUCAUACUGGUUAAAACAUUAUAUAAAAACAAAUCAAGGGUUAAAUUUCGCUGUGAUGAAAUAAACUUCUUUAUAGGUAUGAUGGUAACUUGGAUAUGGGUCAGUCAUUAAGACGUAUUAAUAGGAAUCAGUCUUCAGGGAGCGUCAGUAAACAUCGAAGGUCAAAGCGACAUAGCCAACUACCGAACCUGAAGACGAGGUUCCCAGACCUAGCAGAGUUGCCACCUGAGCUCGCUCUUGCGGUUCUUUCCAACCUAAACGCCACUGAUCUGUGCUUGGCUGCCUGUGUGAAUGACUUCUGGAAGGAGCUCGCUAACGACCAACUGCUUUGGCAGGGGUUGUGUCGAGCCACAUGGGGAUGUGUGACAGCGUAUGAGCGCAUGAAUGAACCAGGCUUCUCCUGGAAGACACUUUACCUACAAUUGGACGAGGCUAGCCUCGCCUUCUCUGCAGACCCACAAGUAGGGUUAGAUUAUUUAUUCCAACACAACCUUGUCGAUAAUGAUGCUCUUGCAAUCGCUAAGUUCCUUCAUACUACAAACAGGCUGGCUCAUUGGCAGGUUCGACAGUUUUUGCGAACAAGGAGCGAUGUUUUAGAAGAAUUGGUCGGCCUCGAGGACUAUGCAAACCAUUUUCUACCGAAUGCAUUGCGCACGUUUUUUUCUCACGUUCAAACGCCCAGCGAAAGAGGUCCGUACCUACAUACGUUGAUCGAAAUGUUUGCAAGGAAGUUUAUUAGCUGCAAUCCAGACUGCAAUUUAACAGUCGAUACUAUUUGUGUUCUUUGUUACUCCUUGAUGUUAUUGUCCAUUGACCUGACAAGUCCAAAGGUCAAGAACAAAAUGUCCAAACGAGAAUUCAUCCGCAAUCUUCGUCGGGCAACGCAAGAAGUUGAUGACGAACUCUCGGGACACCUGUACGAUAACAUUUAUUUGGUCGGACACAUUGCUCCGCAGAAAUGGUAAGAAGCAGUAGGUGACCAGAUCUGACUAUUGAACGAAGUUCCUACCGAUUCUAAAUUAUAUUGAUCGAAGUCUUUUUUUUUUAAAUUAUUGUUAUGUUUAGCACACAUUCAGAAUGUGAUGAAAAUGGAAACAUUUUCGUUUAAGAGCUAGGCAAAAAUUGGGUUUUAUAUAAAUGCUUACAGGUUUUUUGUGGCGAAUUAUGUAUAUUGUGAAUAUUUAUUUAGAAAUUUUAGAAGCUGAUUAAAAUGUUGUCGAUUGAGAAUAAGAGUCAAAAAGAAAUGCAAAAUUAAUUCUAGAUUGUAUUCAUAAAUGAAACACCUUUAUCGUACAUUUAUGACUUUAUUAAAAAUGUUAGACAAAUCUGAAACAUUAAAAGUUAAUUGUAUAAUUUACAUUGGGGUGUUGUUGUGAUGAGCUUUAAAUAGAUCUUUUGUUGUUAUUAUUAUUAUUAUUAUUAUUAUUAUUAUUAUUAUUAUUAUUAUUAU
Molecule: messenger RNA, 1523 nt
Organism: Anneissia japonica
Lineage: Eukaryota; Metazoa; Echinodermata; Crinoidea; Comatulida; Comatulidae
Product: F-box only protein 8-like
Exons: 6
Coding region: 169-1038 (289 amino acids)
Biological process (GO): regulation of ARF protein signal transduction
Molecular function (GO): guanyl-nucleotide exchange factor activity; protein binding
Source: RefSeq, a predicted model, not a curated record